This is a messenger RNA of Cottoperca gobio, 1331 nucleotides long. Its product is annotated as G-protein coupled receptor family C group 5 member D. Gene Ontology annotation, molecular function: protein kinase activator activity; G protein-coupled receptor activity. Lineage: Eukaryota; Metazoa; Chordata; Actinopteri; Perciformes; Bovichtidae. Gene Ontology annotation, cellular component: extracellular exosome; signaling receptor complex; plasma membrane. Bases 1 to 1299 code for a protein of 432 amino acids. Gene Ontology annotation, biological process: G protein-coupled receptor signaling pathway. The transcript is spliced from 4 exons. The record is from RefSeq and is a predicted model, not a curated record.
AUGCCACAGAGAAUGUACUGUGAACUGUGGAUUUCGGAAAUGAAUAUGGCCUUUUUAUCCGGGAAGCACAAAUCCCUGUUCCCCCUCCUCCUCCUCCUCUGUGUCCCUCUCACCUGUCUCUGCCAGUCAACCAACAGCAGCUCACUCAACACCACAACCAUUUCCUCUCCUUCCUCAAAUGAUACUUCCUUGAAGCGCGUGCCGGGCUGCGGCAAAGGACUGAACCCCAUCUAUCGGUACCUGUGUGACCGCCGGGCAACAUGGGGUAUUGUUCUGGAGACCCUGGCCUCCUCAGGCUUCCUGUUCAGCAUGUUUCUGCUCAUCGGCCUGCUGCUCUGGUCCAUGUGGCUCUGUACUUCUGCAAGGGCCCAGCACAGCAGCAUCGGGGGCACGGUGGCCUGCAUGUCCAUGUUCCUGUUAGCCACAGCUGGGAUCUUUGCCAUCACCUUCUCCUUCAUCAUCCAACUCACCCCUCAGACCUGCCCCACCAGGAUCUUCCUCUUUAGUGUGCUCUUCUCCCUCGCAUUCUCCUGCCUGCUGGCUCACUGCCUGGCUCUGCUGGGCUUCGCAGCGGCGCGGGGCUGGGGGGAGCCCGCCCUGGCCCUGGGGCUCUUCACCGUGCAGGUUAUAAUCUCUACCCAGUGGCUGAUCGUAGUGUUGGUCAGGGAUAACAAACCUUGUGCAUACAGCGAGAAGGAAUUUGUCAUGCAACAGAUCUACGUGCUGUGCCUGCUGGCUAUCAGCUUGAUCAUCUCCCUGAACUUCCUGUGCCGCUCCUGCUCCACAUACAGCUACGGCUACACCGGGGCAGUCCGCCAACAGAGCCAAGCACAGGCCACACUGCUCUGCCUCACACUGCUGCUCUCCGCCUCCAUCUGGGUGGUGUGGAUCACCAUGCUCAUCAGGGGAAACCGCGAGGUGGGCCGUCGGCCGCAAUGGAACGACCCAGUGAUUUGCAUCGCAUUGGUGGCAAACGGCUGGGUGUUACUGAUGGGGCACGGGUUUUCCCAGAUCGCCUUCUUCUGCAGGGGCGAGGCCAAGUCCAAAGACAUCCCACUGAGCUUUGCAGGCUGGACCAGCCCCAGUGCUGAUAUCCCAGGACUGGCCAGCCCGAAGAGAGGUAGAGAAAACGGAAGCUUUGACAGUGAAAGCGAGAACAGAACAGGCAGGCCGGCCGAGCAAUCGCUGCGAUCACCCUACGAGUCUGGAUUCUCCAUGACAGACAUCGACCCUGACAAAGAUUACACCAUUCCUCGCCCGCAGACCACCAACUACCUGGAACCUUAUGAUGAAUAUUGAAUGCAAUCCUUCUCAUGUCUGGUUCUCACACA